Messenger RNA from Fusarium vanettenii 77-13-4, 1821 nucleotides. RefSeq lists its product as uncharacterized. Gene Ontology annotation, biological process: small GTPase-mediated signal transduction. The transcript is spliced from 4 exons. The coding region runs from base 605 to 1201 and encodes 198 amino acids. Gene Ontology annotation, molecular function: GTPase activity; GTP binding. NCBI's taxonomy places the organism in Eukaryota, Fungi, Ascomycota, Sordariomycetes, Hypocreales, Nectriaceae. The record is from RefSeq and is a predicted model, not a curated record.
GUCCAAUCUCACUUCCACCACUGGCCGGCCACCUGCCCGCCUGCCUACCUCUACCGCCUCCAGUGCCAGUGCCUCCCGUCACCACUUAACUUGACAUUACCCACUGUCAGCGAGUCGAGUCGCUCAUCAACCAAGCUAACCGUGCCUCCCACCUCUUUGCGCAGGUCCGGUUCUGAGGUCCCCGUCCCGUCUCCAUUCAUCGCUCGCUCGAGUCGACCACAGCCUCCUUCUCUCCAUCUCCACCCGCUGCUGCAACAGCGCCCAAAACGCAAGGAAGCAACCUCGAUACUGUACCAACCUGCUACUUGCUACUGCAAACCGCAUCCACCGCAUCCUCACCUCCACCAUUUCCAUCCGCCAUCCAUCUCCAACCAACUCGUCCCUCGUUGCCUUGCCUACCUACCUCUCUCUCUCUCAUCUUCCGAUAUAUCCUCUCCGAUUCCGACUUCGACCUCGUCUUCUCCGCUCCUGCUUCCUCCCCGCUCUUUCACUUCUCACCGUUCGCGCGCGCACCCGCCCGCCAAUAGAAGCUUCAUCACUCGAGAGCCUCUGCAUACCACCUUAGCGUAGUCGAGCUCCUGCCGAGGAGCUGUCGAGAGGAAUCAUGACGGUUGUCGCAACGAUCAAGUGCGUCGUCGUCGGCGAUGGUGCUGUUGGAAAGACUUGCCUUCUCAUCAGCUACACAACAAACAAGUUCCCCUCCGAAUAUGUUCCGACCGUCUUUGACAACUACGCCGUCACGGUAAUGAUUGGUGAUGAGCCAUACACUCUGGGUCUGUUCGAUACCGCCGGUCAAGAAGAUUACGACCGACUCCGACCUCUUUCAUAUCCCCAGACCGAUGUUUUCCUUGUCUGCUUCAGCGUCACCUCGCCUGCCUCGUUCGAAAACGUCCGCGAGAAGUGGUUCCCCGAGGUCCGCCACCACUGCCCUGGCGUCCCUUGCCUGAUUGUCGGUACCCAGGUGGAUUUGAGAGAUGACCCCAGCGUCCGGGACAAGCUGUCGAAGCAGAAGAUGGCCCCGGUGCGACGGGAGGACGGCGAGCGAAUGGCCAAGGAUCUGGGUGCGGUCAAGUACGUCGAAUGCAGCGCUCUGACUCAGUACAAGCUUAAGGACGUCUUUGAUGAGGCCAUUGUGGCGGCCCUUGAACCCCCCGUCCCCAAGAAGGCUGGCUCCAGGGGGCACAAGUGCCUUGUCCUAUAAACGGAUAGGCACGAGCCGCAGCCGCGCCACGACCAAAAACCAUUCCUCACCCUCCCCUGAAAAUGGUUGAUCAGCCAAGAAGGCCUCAUCAGGCAGUAGCGGGCAAAGAGUCCUCUGGCGUGGGUGCGGCAAGACUAGAUUGGGAUGACCCGAGCGAAUGGAACGGAAUGCAAUGGGAUCUCAUAAGAAAUGGUCAUCCUGUGUUUGAUAUGGAUCGGAUAACGGAACGAAGCUUGGGGAGCAGGCGUCUUGUUCCGUGACGAAGAGACGAUGGUUUUCGAGGGCGACGUAUGCGAUGGACUCUCCUAGGCCGCUGAGCGUGGCCAUAGUCUGCCGGAGACUCUAUGAUGAGCCAGCCCAGCCCCGUCAGCCUCUCUGAAGUUUCCUUGGACCGGGAUCUACAACGCUGUUUCUUCCUUGAUCCUCGCCCGAGGGUUUCUGAAGUAGGAGGAUGGACCAAAGGACGGAAACGAAACAGGGAGAGCGGACGGGAGACGAUUCAUACAUCCAGGUGGGAAUGCUUUGAUAGGACAGUUUGGCGAUUGGGGUGCAAUUUACAUCGAUGUCUUGUCUUGUUCGUCUUGCUUGACUUUAUAGAAAGUUUGUGUAUUUUUCUACUU